AUGGAGGCUGCGCAAAGAGCACCCGCAGCUUCUGCAGUCGUGCACCAUGAGCGAUAUUACUUCCCUGCCGGGACAGUCGUCAUAAAGGUUGGACACGUCUUAUACCGUCCGCACCGCGACAUCCUAGACUCGGAGGUCUUCCACCAUAUGUUCUCCAUGCCACCUGGAGAUUCCGGUGCGGAAGGGCUGGAUGAUGUGAGGCCGAUUACGCUCGCGUUUGUCACAACUCGACAGUUUGAAGACUUCUUGGAUUUUGUCUACAGACCUUGGUCUCCACCGCCAUACAGCGUUGAUAGCCUUAUCAAUCUCUACGAGCUCGGGAAAAUGUGGCUGAUGGACGAUGCCAUGGCCUUUGCUCGCAGCCAGCUAGAUUCAAUGACUCUUCAUCCAGCACGACGUCUUCAAGUUGCACGCCUGCUUAGGGUCGAGGCGUGGCUUGCUCCCGCCUUUCGCCAGCUGGUCACCAUGCCGCUGCGUGAUCUGACACUUGAACACGGUCGGCAGAUAGGGCUCGAGACAUACCAAAUCCUCACAAAAGCAAAGGAUGGUAUCGAACGCGAGCGGCGAUUAGCUGCUGCGAAGCCGCCGAUGCUCGAUGUUCAGGACGUGGAGUGCGAGGAUCACCGGAGAUGUCAGAGUAACUGGAAUGUGUUGUGGAAGAGGAAAGUCGGUGCCGCUCUCUUACAUCCCGACACGCCACUCGCGUUUGCGCAGGUGCUCGACCAUGUGCAAUCCGUAGAAUGGGUGGAUGUCUUCACCGGAUGCCGUGACGGUGCCAUCGAGAAGCUUGAAGCUAACGGUUUCGUGAGGGACAAUGAAAUCAUCCAGCAGGCAGUCAGUCUACUUUCACCUUACUAUCAGUCUGAUGACUCGGGAUUCCGUGGGCCGCGAAUUUGA
This is a messenger RNA of Gloeophyllum trabeum ATCC 11539, 897 nucleotides long. RefSeq lists its product as uncharacterized. NCBI's taxonomy places the organism in Eukaryota, Fungi, Basidiomycota, Agaricomycetes, Gloeophyllales, Gloeophyllaceae. The coding region runs from base 1 to 897 and encodes 298 amino acids. The transcript has 3 exons. The record is from RefSeq and is a predicted model, not a curated record.